Molecule: messenger RNA, 4680 nt
Organism: Acanthaster planci (crown-of-thorns starfish)
Lineage: Eukaryota; Metazoa; Echinodermata; Asteroidea; Valvatida; Acanthasteridae
Molecular function (GO): calcium ion binding
Source: RefSeq, a predicted model, not a curated record
ACUGAUUCGAUUUUCGUGUAUAAAAACACAUUUAUUUAAAGUCGUGCACAAUCCCAAGUUUAUUAAUAUUUGAUCACAAUAUUUUCACAACCAGAAAAAUAAUCUUGAAGAGAGUGGUGUUUUGUAUAUCUGACUUGUCAUACGGUCUGUCUGAAUGGGCAUAAUGAUGAAUCUCGCCUUUUUAGCCUCUCUCUCUAUUUUCCCCGCCCUUCUUUAGCAUCGAAACUUGGGUUCGCCGCGUUGCCACAUCACCGUAGCACGUCAUGCACUCAUUGCAUGCACGAGCAGACGCUGGAAGAGGCCAUAGACUGGUCUACCUUUUACCGCAGGUUGCCUUUUAUUGUCCGGAAUUGUUAACUCAUUGUCCUUUUCAACAGUCGAUCAAUACAGUGAAGGCUUUUUGUCGUGUCUGUAGCUCUCGGCAUGUUAGGGAUAGAUCACGUAGCUCCAUGACCAAGCAGAAAUGACCGGUAAUAAUGUGAACGCGCCUUACGUGAAUAGCUAUUAAGUGACAUAAUCCUCCGUAUUAAAGUCGUGUUCUUUGAUUGAGGGCUUCAAAAACCAACACCCAAUCGAUGUCUUCUUCAGAGAGACAAGUGACACGGUGACCAUCGACAGGCCUACGUGGCAUGAUUUGUUUAUUAACAGUACCGCUCCCCUGGUAGAAUGGAGGCGGCCGACAAGGCAACUUCCCUGCUGGUAUUCCACAGGGACCGCCUCAGUAAGCUCAGGGGGGGCAUAUCCCGCGUCCUGGAGGCUUUUGUUGAUGUACUCGACGACAAGGGAGGGAUCGCAAGCAACGAACCUGCUGAAGUUAGGAAGCAGCUCCAGGAAAUUGAGGAUACGUCCUGGAGCCGGAUUCGUGAGCAUUUUCUAGACCACCACGAGCCGUCAGAGGGGCCGCAGGAAGGGCGGAGCGUAGCCAGACUCCUCCUCGACUUCACCAACAAGUUGGAUGACGUCAAGGAUGCGCUGGAAGACAGGCUGAGGGAACUUGCACAACAGAAAGAAUCGACACUCCAGCAGGAAGUUAAAGAUCUACAAAAAAAGUUAACUGAGGAGAAGACGAGAGCGGCCGACCUGAAAUGGAAACACCAGGAGCUGGCCGAGUCGUCGAGCUCGGAAAAACACCUGAAAGGAGUUCUCCAUCAGCAGCUCAAGGAGAAGCAGGAAAUGAUAGCCCAGCUACAAAGAAAUGGAACAGUUCAGCUCUGGGAGAAAGAGAAGGCCAAACUGCUAGAGGGCAGUAAACAGCGAGAGGAGAACCUCGCGCAAGAAUUGGCGCAAUUAAGGGACACGCACGAGGACAUGAAAGACCGACUCAAUCGACGAAUCAAAGACCUGGAGGAAAAGGUGAAAUUGGAACGAAUGAAAGACAUUGUGAGCAAGCUUGCAUCCAAGGACGAAAUUGAGGCCGAUGUAGAAUCUCUGAAGCGACAGCUGUACAUCAAAGAGGUCGAUCUGGCUCGGUUGGACCAGGAGCUUAUCAACCAGCAGAGGCUGUUCGUGGGGUGCAUCAAGGGCAUCCAGAGAGACUUCAGAGUGAUGGAGGAAAGACAAGAAGGACGGAGGCUCCGAAAGGACGACCUGCAGAAGAUGAACGCCAUCCUAGACGCCAUCUUGGCCGGCGCUAAAGAGGCCCGAUUGGAAAUCACCAAGGCAGACCUGCCACUUCAUUAUAUCGCAGUCCAAGAGGAUAUUGUGGCACACCCAGCCAAAAGAAUGACCAGACCGAGUAUACUCGCUCCCGUCAUCAGUCGACAUCUUGAGACAAUCGGGGAUUCCCCAUGUGCGUCACCUAAGUCCAGUCCACCUGGGAGUCCGAAUCAAACGCCUCGUCGCUUCAUGUCCCUAGACCUACCCCACCCAAACUCCAGUCCCGCUCUCUCGUCUCUCAGCCGAUCGUCGACGAUGCCGCUCAUCGAGUCCUCGUCCGUUAACGGACAGGCGGUGUCUGCGAGGAGGCCACCGCCUUCGGGCAGGGCCAAGAUCUCCGUAGAGGAGUUCGGUCUCAUCCACAAAUCCCCGAGGAGCGGCUUCGGGGCGCCGAAAACGCCGAGCUCGGGCACGAGCCCUUCCGGGAGGAGCCCGAACCUCACGCGAAACCACCGCGCCACGUCGAUCCCCGAGAGCGCACGGAGUCCCUCCCUGCGCAGGCGGCGUGCCGUGUCUUCACCCGUGCCCCCGGAACUGGCAAGUCUCGCCAGACCGCCGUCAGUCAGUCCCAGAGAGCCGACUGGGGCGACGCUCUUGCCUGCGCCUCGCCAGCCUUCCAGAAGCGCGAGUCCGGGCGGGCGGAACGGGAUGGCGUCAGCCCGGAAAGCUCGCGGGUCCGGUAAACUCAAAGCUGAUACCGAGAGCUUGGGCGCUUCCAAGGAGGACGGCACCUCACAAGACGGCAAGCCUCAGGCCAAGAGUACACUGACUGGAUCUGGUGACUUCCACCUUGAGAAAGCAGGGAACCAGCGAGGAGACAAUAAAAGCUUUAACGCAACGCAGUUUUUCGGGACAGAGCACCCUGAACUUAUUGAUAAGGAGACAGGGAUACUGGACGCGGCUACUGCCCACACAUGCUUCCCGCACAUGUCGGAGGAACAGAUACGAGAACACUAUCAGCAGUUCAAGAAGUAUGACACGAAUGGAGACUACAACCUCGACUUUACGGAAAUGACACAGGCGAUUCAGUCUACGGUGGCCGAUUACUACAAACCGAGACAAAUCAAGGAAGCGAUGGUCGAGAUCGACGUGGACCAGUCUGGCUCCGUGGAUUUCUACGAGUACCUAGGCGUCUCCACAAUGCUGCAGAUGAAGAUAGGCAAGUCGGAGAUCUUCCGCAGUACCAUGGUGAAGCACGCAGGCGGCUCCAUAUCGAAAGUCUGCUCGAUACAGUGAUAGGCCGUGAAGGAACUUGAUGUCAGCUAUCAGGACGAACAGUUCAAGAAUGCAAGAAUUGACAAGGACAGUGUACCCCCAGAGCUGGAAGAUCUCCAUCAUAAAAGCGAUACAGCGCUUUCAUGAAGAAAUUCAAACGAGCAUUCCAAUUGUUUUUUAGUAAUUCACAACUGCUUUGUGUGGAGCUAAACCCAUCGAAUGACCUGUCUACAAAGCCUGUUUACCAUCGCUGGAAGGCUGGUUCAUACUUGAAGCAAAAACAAAUAUGAACUCAGAGUCAUGACGUCGGAUCACUAUUCUUGCUUCGAAUUUUCGAAAUUAAAACACAAUUUCAACUCAUUCGUAGGAACUACUGCGUGUCGUCCAAUUCGAUUCGCUUUCGCGUUCGACUGAAGUAUGAAGCGGCCUUCGCCUUUGUUUCCUGCCACAAAGGCGACGGCAUUCAGGAACGCACUCAUAGAAUCUUGCCCAUGGAAAAGUGAAGUCACUGCCGUUGAAAUGGUUUGAGACAAAGUGAUGGCCGCAUUUCAGAGGCCAUUGCUGCGGCGUCGCCAUACUUGCUGACAGGUGGUACGCGCGUGCGUUACACGCCACCUCCGCCUGUAGGGUGUCAGACGUGUUUAAAAUGCGCGUGUGCCAAUGUUAAGAACGCGCGCGCGAGUGUGGUGCCACUGCAGUUUUAAUGACGGCGCCCCUGAUCAGUCUUUCACAGAGCUGUUCAUGGAGAGAGCAUGCAGCUAAUGUGUGCUAAUUAUACCGAGUUUGGUCCUCUUAUAAAUUUGGUUCUGGAAUCCCCCUGGAAUUAACAAAUCUUGUUAUUUCAAGAAGCACUUUGUGUCGGGGAGGUGGUAAAUUUAAUUAGAGAUUUUACCGAGGAAUAUACGCUGAUGUAUAUGGGCGAAACCCAGCAAUUAAAAGUCUUGUUAUAAUGUUGAUGGUGACUCUAUUAUCAAGGAGGUUGAGUUUUGAUUAGAUUUAUGUCAUAUUACAGUUUCGUUCAAGGUUUAUAUUGUAUGAAUGAUUUCCUUGUACCCAGAAAGAUCGUAAGCCGGUUGAAUGUUCUCACCUUUCGUAUUCUAGCUGUCGUGUACUUAAAAAUCAGGCACAUUUGCGCCGCUGUUUAUUUCUUGCAAUUUUCUUUUCCAUCGUACCGUUAUCCAAUCUGAGUUUCUCCACAGGAAGGCAAUAUUUCAUACAGCUCAUAAUACUGACAUGAAAUCAACCGGUUAACCUGUCGCGCUCAAUUAAUCGGUUAGGCCGUGAAACUUAGAGCGGGCUUUGCACGUGUAUGGGAUGCACAGUUAUGGCAUUUUGGAGAAAGUAUGUUGGCCUGAGAAGGUUCCCAAAAUGAGUUUAAAAGACACACGCUGGAAGUAAAAGAGAUUUCUACUGACGCUGAAACUACAAGCGUGGCUAGCAAUUAGAAUAAAGAUCAUGUUAGUGAUUUAAACAGUGGUGUGUUUGGAAUUGUCGGUUGCAGAACUUGUCUUUAGACAACUUAAACAUUCCAUUUAGCAAUCAGUAAUUGAAGACAAUCAGAAGGCAAAAGCAGCAUUUUAAUAUUAUAUGUUCUGUCCAUUGACAGCAUUACUUGUACAUAGUGAGAUUACAUGGUGUAUUUUUUUGUCGAAUUUAAACUUGGAAGUUCACAAAUGGUACUGUAUAAGAGCAUCUUGGUAAUUAUGUCGCAGAGAAAGCCCUUGAAUUUAAGUGAAUUAAGUGUCUACUUGAAAGGCGAAGUCCAAGAUUAAACCCUCAGUCAUGUUGAAGGCAUUUAUUCAUUUUAAA